AUGUCGCUACCUGGUUCCUCACAGGACCAGGCAUGGAGCCUGCAACUUUCCGCUCCCACAGCCCCUUCUUCCUCAUCUUUGGGGUCUCAGGAAUCAGAGAGUGCUGGCAGCCCAGUGGUCUCCACCGGGCUUCCUUUAGAGAAAGUGAAGCGGCCGAUGAACGCAUUUAUGGUGUGGAGUUCCGCUCAGCGUCGCCAGAUGGCGCAGCAGAACCCAAAGAUGCACAACUCUGAGAUCUCCAAGCGCCUAGGCGCCCAGUGGAAGCUGCUAGGUGAGGACGAGAAGCGGCCCUUCGUGGAAGAAGCAAAGCGGCUUCGGGCUCGGCACCUUCGUGACUACCCAGACUACAAGUACCGGCCCCGGCGCAAGACCAAGAGCCCGGGCACCGGGCCACCAUACUUCAACCAAGGAGGUGGCAGCAUGGCUGGUGGUGGGCCGGUCUGGGGACCCGGCUAUGCAACCACCCAAGGGACCAGAGGCUUCGGAUACCAGCCCCCCAAUUAUUCAACAGCCUAUCUGCCUGGAAGCUCUUCUCACUGCAAACUGGAGGCCCCCUCGACAUGCUCCCUCUCCCAAAGCUCCCUCUCUCAAAGCGGCCCAAUGCUCCAAGGUGAGCUGCUCACCCCCUAUAACUCCUAUAGACCCCCAGGCUCUCCCAAUGCAUACAAUCCUCCCCUCUCUGGAGCCCCCAUGCCCCUAACCCACCUUUAA
Chrysochloris asiatica (Cape golden mole) is the source of this 711-nucleotide messenger RNA. RefSeq names its product SRY (sex determining region Y)-box 15 (gene SOX15). The transcript has 2 exons. Gene Ontology annotation, molecular function: DNA-binding transcription factor activity, RNA polymerase II-specific; RNA polymerase II cis-regulatory region sequence-specific DNA binding. Gene Ontology annotation, biological process: negative regulation of transcription by RNA polymerase II; positive regulation of transcription by RNA polymerase II; anatomical structure morphogenesis. Lineage: Eukaryota; Metazoa; Chordata; Mammalia; Afrosoricida; Chrysochloridae. The record is from RefSeq and is a predicted model, not a curated record. Bases 1 to 711 code for a protein of 236 amino acids.